This is a messenger RNA of Aphanomyces astaci, 1630 nucleotides long. RefSeq lists its product as hypothetical. The transcript is spliced from 3 exons. Bases 9 to 1493 code for a protein of 494 amino acids. Lineage: Eukaryota; Oomycota; Saprolegniomycetes; Saprolegniales; Verrucalvaceae. The record is from RefSeq and is a predicted model, not a curated record.
UUAUCGCAAUGUUAUUCAGCCAAUCAAACAAUUCAAUCGUAAACACCAAAACCUUGCCGGUAUCCCAUUUGCAACAGCGACAUUACUUUUGUCGCAACUCAAUGAACUUUGGACCUACCCCUCCACCAGACGGAGGCGGGCGACGAGUUCAACCAUUUUCCAAUCUCAACCCAACCAAGAUGAAGGCAGCAACCAUCGUCGUGGCAUCGUUGGCCGCGGCGGCCCAUGCAUUGGACGUCCAGCUUUCGGGUAUCAACUACAACCCUCGCAAAGGCGCGGACUGGAAACCAUUCGAAGAGCGGUGCAAGUCGGACGAUGAGGUCAGCGCAGACCUGAAGACGUUGUCGGCGAUCACGUCCAAUAUCCGCCUGUACAGCAUGACCGAUUGCAAUCAAAUGGAAAUCGUGAUUCCUGCUGCCAAAAAAGCGGGGUUGACGAUUUGGGCAGGCAUGUGGAUCGGCAAGGACGGGGCUAACUUCGAGAACGAAAAGGCCAAACUUGCCAGUUUGAUCGACAAGAAACUCAUCGACAAUUCGGUCGUCGGACUUCACGUGGGCAGCGAGGCCGUGUACCGCAAAGACUUGACCACCAAGCAGGCCAUUGCGUACUUGGAAGAAGUCAAGGCGCUGGUCGUGAAAGCUGGCCUGACGUUCCCCGUGACGAUUGCGGACAUUGGCGACACGUACAUAUGGAACCCUGAUCUGGCGGCGGCGGUGGACAUCAUUGCCAUCAACCAGUUCCCGUUCUGGGAGGGACGAGCCGUGGACGGUGCGAUUGAGUUCAUGGCAGAACGCCUCGCUCCGUUGGUCAAGUUGGCCAAGGAAAACAACAAGGAGAUCGUUAUCGGCGAAACUGGGUGGGCCACGGCGGGCAAGGCCAAAGCAGCGGGCGAAGCCAGCCCUGAAAACGCCGCGGCCUGGCUAAACGACUUUCACAUUUACGCGACCGAGCAAAAAUGGCCGUAUUACUACUUUACGUCGUUUGAUACACCGUGGAAGCACAACGCAGACGACCCAGAGUCGGAAGCCGAGGUAGAAAAUCACUUUGGCUUAUUCGACGCCGUCACGCGCCAACUCAAGCCCGCCUACGCCAACUUGAAAGUGCAAAAACGAUCAGUGAUCACCAACGACGCGGACACCUCCAAGCCCACGACCACGCCCUUGAACGCCACACCCGAACCUGUUGUCGACGGCACGACGGACGCGACGCCUGCCCCCGCCGCCACCGACAAGGCUGGCACGCCGGUCACCACAUCGGCGCCCUCGUCUGGUUCCGACGGAAGCACCAGCACCACGGCAGCCCCCGAUGCGACAACUUCGACCUCUGAGCCUAAAACUGCAGAUGACAACUCCACGACUUCUGUGCCUGCAGCCCCAGCUGGCAACUCCACGACCUCUGUGCCCACAACCAACGCGGCGGGAACGAUGUCCAUGUCUACCGUCGUGGGUCUCACGAUCAUGGCUACUUUCGUGGCGACAACAUUUGGCAUGUAGUUUCGUUCGUGAAACAUCGUAGUAGUUGGAUGAUGCCAGUCCAAAGUAACAUUCAUUGCAGCUUGAACAAAAACAACGUAUACGUAUAGUACUAAAGUAGUAAGUACUACGUAAUAGUAUAUUUUGCGUUGAGUUGC